Arachis duranensis is the source of this 1368-nucleotide messenger RNA. RefSeq names its product protein SCO1 homolog 2, mitochondrial. The transcript has 7 exons. Bases 279 to 1088 code for a protein of 269 amino acids. Lineage: Eukaryota; Viridiplantae; Streptophyta; Magnoliopsida; Fabales; Fabaceae. Gene Ontology annotation, biological process: mitochondrial respiratory chain complex IV assembly. The record is from RefSeq and is a predicted model, not a curated record.
UAUGCCCCGAGUAGUUUACUAGUUUCUGCUCUAUAAUCUCCGUUUUUCUCUGGGCUUAGGCCCCGUUGGAAUACCCAAAAGCAAAAACGGAUGUAUGAACCCCCAAAGCAGAGCGCCGCGGGAAUGAGUAUUGAUGGAUUUGAGGCAGCACGAGAAAAUGAUUGGAAAAGCAGGUGAACUAGUUAGCAUUUGGGCGUAAAAUAAUAGAAUUAUUUGAUUGAACGGUGAAGGAGCAUUGACAUGGGGCUUGUCUCCAUUCCAGGUUUAAUUAAUUAGCGAUGCCCGUUUCAAGGUUGGUGCUGUUUCCCUCGAGGCGCCACGCUCUCACUGCUCUUCUUCCCAGGUUUGUUCCAUCUGUGAGCUAUACCAAGUCGACGCCACACUGGAAAGCGAAGUCCAAUGGCCGUUCUGUAUACCCUAGUGGACCGCCAUCCCAGCCUUCUAGUUCCUUCGCUACUUAUGCUCUUUCAGCUGCUCUUCUAGGAUUUGCUGGCUUUGCUGCUUUCUUUCAUUACAACGAUGAGAGGAGAGCUGUUCCCAAAGGUCAUCAACAGGAUGAUAGCCGCAGCAGAAAUAUUAUCAAUGGACCCAUAAUUGGAGGUCCCUUUUCGCUUAUUAAUACAGACAAACAAACAGUUACAGAACGUAAUUUUCUUGGGAAUUGGGUUCUUCUCUACUUCGGUUAUACCUCAUCCCCUGAUAUUGGGCCAGAGCAAGUUUUGAUCAUGGCCAAGACAAUUGAUAUUUUAGAAUCUAAAGAACAUCUCAAGAUUUUACCGGUGUUUGUUACUAUUGAUCCUCAACGUGAUACUCCCUCGCAGCUUCAUGCAUACCUUAAAGAGUUCGACUCUAGAAUCAUUGGAUUAACUGGGCCUGUCACAGCUAUUAGGCAGAUGGCACAAGAAUAUCGUGUUUAUUUUAAAAAAGUUGAAGAUGAUGGGGGCGAUUAUCUUGUUGACUGUUCCCAUAGCAUGUAUUUGUUAAACCCCAACAUGGAGGUUGUGCGAUGCUUCGGAGUAGAGUAUAAUGCAAAGGAGUUGUCAGAAGCUAUAUCGAAAGAACUAAAGAGAAAACCCUUGACUGUAUAAUCCAGUUCAAUAUUACUUUUAACCGUUGAUUUUUCCCUUGUGAGAUCCCAAAUAAUUUACAUUUGAGGAAGCAACUUUGGCGGUUCAAGAAUGAAUUCAAAUGUCUUAUCAGACUGGCAUAAAGGGGAAAAACAUUUGCGGUGGCGAUAUGAUCUGUACAAGAUCUCAUCAUUUUAACUUUGGUUGAUGUCUUCUUUGAUAACAUUUUGAAUAGAAGCUUUACACUCGGAUGUCUGAGUUUUAGCAUUGAUACCUUAAUCUAACACAAUUUUUUCCUCAA